AUGGACAUAGAAGAUUCCAACCACAGCUUCAUGGAUGGAGCUCAACUUGCAGCUCAGCGUCUGGGCAAGACUGCUUGGGAGAACCCCCUGCUUACUGCGGCCACGGUAGUCACCGGAACUGGGCUCCUUGUUGUUGCUGCUCCUGCAAUUCUCACGGCUCCGGCCAUGGGCCUUGCUGGAGCGGCAGGCUUUACGCCAGCAGGGAUAGCUGCUUCCUCUGCUGCGUCGGCCAUGCAUGCGGGCAUUGGCAACGUUGCCGUCGGGAGUAUUUUUGCCACAUUGCAGAGCGCUGCCACUGGAGGAUACGGGGUAGCGGUGCUGACGGGCGCUGCUCAGACCGCUGGAGGCGCUGUAGCCGGUGUUGGCGGUCUUGGUGGGAUCGUGACUUAUCUGAAGGGCAAGCCGCAGCCAGAAUCGACGGAUAAGGAGAAGAACGAGUAG
Messenger RNA from Trichoderma virens Gv29-8, 441 nucleotides. RefSeq lists its product as uncharacterized. The coding region runs from base 1 to 441 and encodes 146 amino acids. Gene Ontology annotation, cellular component: membrane. The transcript has 3 exons. NCBI's taxonomy places the organism in Eukaryota, Fungi, Ascomycota, Sordariomycetes, Hypocreales, Hypocreaceae. The record is from RefSeq and is a predicted model, not a curated record.